Messenger RNA from Hibiscus syriacus, 1058 nucleotides. Its product is annotated as probable protein S-acyltransferase 17. The transcript is spliced from 8 exons. The record is from RefSeq and is a predicted model, not a curated record. Gene Ontology annotation, molecular function: protein-cysteine S-palmitoyltransferase activity. Bases 1 to 900 code for a protein of 299 amino acids. Lineage: Eukaryota; Viridiplantae; Streptophyta; Magnoliopsida; Malvales; Malvaceae. Gene Ontology annotation, biological process: peptidyl-L-cysteine S-palmitoylation; protein targeting to membrane. Gene Ontology annotation, cellular component: endoplasmic reticulum; Golgi apparatus.
AUGGCAAUAAUUGGAACGACUUAUUACAUUGUAGUGAAGACGUCUUUUAGCUAUAUUCCUGGGCACUAUCUAAGCGAAGUGCAUAGGUACGGAAGUUUUUUGGCGGUUGCUAUUGGCGUUUUUCUAUUUUUAUUGACUAGUUUUUCUGAUCCGGGAACUGUGAAGGCAGAGAAUGUUUCACAUGCUUAUCCUUAUGAAAAUCUGAUUUUAACCAAGAAAGAAUGCCCCACUUGUAAAAUUCCAAAACCCGCUAGAUCGAAGCACUGCAGCUUAUGCAAACGAUGUGUCGCCCGCUUUGAUCAUCACUGUGGAUGGAUGAAUAACUGUAUUGGGGAGAGGAAUACCCGAUACUUCAUGACUUUUCUUAUAUGGCAUUUCCUUCUUUGUGUGUAUGGGACGAUUGCUAUCGGAUUGGUUCUUGCUGGACGAGUGGAAGAAUUGCAAAUUGUGCAUACUUAUUAUGGUGUAGAUAAUUCUGUUCCCAGUUUAGCUCCAUAUAUCGCACAGUGGCUAGGAGACGCACAUAACACCCAAAUACUUCUUAUGGUGUUCUUGGCUAUAGUUUCUCUUCUAUUAGCGGGUUUCUUUGCAUAUCAUGCAAAUCUUUGUCUCACAAACACAUUUAACGAGACCUUCAAGUGGCAAGACUACGUAAUCUGGCAGAAGAAAGUGAAUGAAGCACAAGCACCAUUGAGUGUGGACACCACUGGGAUGACGGGGGAAGGAAAUCCUGAAGAGAACAAAUGUAAAUCCUUCUUCGGAAGGUUCCUUCUACAGAAGACUGAAGUUGUCGUAAGAAAAAAUAUGUACGACAAAGGGUUACUCCACAAUAUCUACGAGGUCAUCUUUCCGUUCUCGACAAGAGCAUCGUUUUCGCAGACGAAAUCGAAAUCGGGAUGAGGUUUUGUCGACUGAUAACACAUUCAUUAACAUGGAACCUCCUAUCAUCGUGUUACGCAGAAGUUCAAGAUCGAUGAUCGAGUCAAAAUCUCGAGGCUCGCAUUUGGAGCAUGGGCCACUUAUGCAGCUUCUUGAUGGCUUAAUAUUGUUGUUCUGGA